Molecule: messenger RNA, 4360 nt
Organism: Xiphophorus hellerii (green swordtail)
Lineage: Eukaryota; Metazoa; Chordata; Actinopteri; Cyprinodontiformes; Poeciliidae
Gene: neurog1
Product: neurogenin 1
Exons: 2
Coding region: 3376-3966 (196 amino acids)
Biological process (GO): positive regulation of transcription by RNA polymerase II; axon development; sensory organ development
Cellular component (GO): nucleus
Molecular function (GO): E-box binding; protein dimerization activity; DNA-binding transcription factor activity, RNA polymerase II-specific
Source: RefSeq, a predicted model, not a curated record
AGGGAAGUCUGGGCCUCCCUUCUGAAGCUGCUACCCCCGUGACCCCUACCCAGGAUAAAGGGAAGAAGAUGGAUGGAUGGAUGGAUGGAUGGAUAUAAUAAAGGCGGCUGCAGGUAAAACCUGGAGCAAGAGAGGGCGGCACCUGGAGGAUUAGGAUGGAUUCUCUGGGCCUGGUUCCAGAACAAGUUUGAGUUUCUGCUUCAGAACCUGAGAUCUAAAGCUAAAAGAAACCUGAUGUUCUCGAUCAUGAACCGAUACGGAGCCAGUUCUUUUACAGCUGAACCAGGACCUUCAGAAGAGAAACAGGCCCACAGCACCACGCAUCGUCUACUGUGCUAACAGAGAACAGAUCCAGUCUGGGUUUGGCUCAGUUAAAGUUCUAGUACUGGUUCUGUUUGUGACGGCAGUACAGAAGAGGGUUUCUCCGGAACAACCAGCUGGGAUGUAGAGUCUGAUGGUUUCUACGGAAACUCGUGGUUGCUAUGGAAACCCUGGGAUGCUUCAGAAACGACGUCCUUCAUCUCCAUGCUGCUUCUGGUCCAGUAGAGUCCAGAACCAGCCCGAAGCUUGGACUCAGAGUCUGAUGAGUUCAGAUCAGGUCAAACAUCUUACUGUCUGAGGCUCCACAGCGCCACCUGGAGGUCAGGAGGAGAACAGCCGCAGCUUUCACCAAUCAGAGGGCGAUUCGCUCAGUGCCCACAUCUCCUCUGCUCUCUCACACACACAAUCAUGUUUUCGUCACUUGUGGGGACUUCACAUUGACUUCAUUUAAUUUCUACAGCCUAACCUUUACCAUAAUCCUAACCCAAACCUAACCAUCACAGACCUAACCACUAACCCAAAACAACAAUUUUCCUCAAGGGGACCAAGAAAAUGUCCCCACAAGGAGCAAUGGUCCCCAUAACCCCAGAUUGUGGACAGAAAUGGGUUCCCAUAAGGAUAUGAAAACCUGGUACACACAUACACACACACACACACACACUGAAACCCUGAGGAACAUUUCUAGACUGCAAAUCAGGAGCUUUCUGUGUUGCAGAACCUCGGACCGGGUUGGAUUUUAUUACGAUUAUAAAUGUACAUGAGAAAUAAAAUAGAUGCUGAUAACAAUAAGGGAGAGUCUACUUUAAAUUUUCUUUAAAUUUGUUUAUUAUCGUUAACAUUUAUAUUCAAAAUGGCUGAAUUUACACAUUACUUGUGCAAAUACAUGAAAUAAGUCAGAUAAAGUAUAUUGUUUAUUGUAAUUAAACAAUAUGUUUGUUUAACUACACAUGUUCUACACAGUCUGAUAUAUUGAAUACAUGUGUGAGAUAUUGAAUCUCUGAUCAUAGAUGUGCAGUGAUGCAGAAAGUACCGUAUCUCUCUGAUAGGGGGCAGUGAUGCGCUCCACAGACACAACAAGCAGCAGCGGCUCUUCUUCUACACUUUGAAAAAACUGAAAAGAAUCAGAAAAGUGGAGAACACACAUUCAAGGCCACUGUCCUCUAUGGCUGUCAGAUUUUUGAAAAUGAAAGGAAAAUGAAAUAGAAACAAAAGAGACUUGUGGAGUUCAAAUGAAAAUAAAAUAAGAUCAAACACGAUUUGCAAUUUUAAACAUUUAAAUUUUAUGCAUUAAAAUGUGAAAUAUUUUUUUGUUUGUUUUUCUUGAAAUGUUGGAUUUCGGGUCAUACGGGUCACUGCCCGGGGCCCCACGGGGCUUGUGCCGGCCCUGCGGCCUGCCGGGCGGCCGAAGAUGAUUUGUGUGCGGCCGGCUCUGGUUUUGUGUGCAGCCCGGCUCUGUUUUGUCCCGCUGGGCCAUUAGAAUAAGAAAGGCCCAAUAGAGAAGCGCAGGCAGAAAGAAAGCGGCACAAAGAGGCGAAUCUGGAGCGGGACGAGCGGAGCGCGGUGAAAAGAGGCGCAGAGCCACAAUGGAACAAUUCACCUCAUAAUCGCUUUGAUAUAUUAUACAUGCCUGAAGACUCUAAACAUUGUGUAAUUAUUUAUAAAUGAGCCCCCCGGAUAAAGCUGCAGAAAGACUCUGCAGGUUUCUGCUGCGCCGCGAAUCUAAAUGGAAUAAUUAAUGGAAAAGUCUCAUAAAGAUGUCUUCACAAAACCUUUAGAGGGACGCGCGCGCGCGCGAGUGCGUGAUGUUCGUUCAGUCCAGAUCAGAUAAACCGGAUCCAGUUCUGUUGGUUCUCAGAGGAUUUAAUUAUGUUUUUUUUAAGUCUUUUUUUCUUGUUUUUUUUUUUUUCUACCUGAAGCAGAAACACGUGGAGCUGAUUCAGAGGAACCGGACCGGACCAGAACGGUCCGGUUCCGAACGGUUCGGUUCCCAGUAGAAAGAUUCUGCUGAGUUCAGAAAUAAUCAAUUUGUGUUUUUGUUUUUUUUUCUUUCUAAAUUUGAAUCUGGAACAAUAAGAGAAAAAAAAUAUUUCAGCUUCUAAAAAUGUUCAGCUAACGAGGCCGUGUGUAUCCAGAUUGAUGGUUGCCAUGGCAACAAGAGAUGGUUCUGGAGGACCAGGAAACCGCCUGUUGGAUCAGCGGAAGGUUGUGGGUUAGAUUCCUGCUUCCUCCGUCAUGUUGAAGGUUGAUCCUGAGCAAGGCACUGAUCCACCAGUUGGUUCCGAGCCGGUACCGGUCCAGCUGGCGGUAGUCAGGAUGUCCAGACAGGCAGAAGGUCCAAUCAGAACCAACUUGCUGCUCCAACUUUAGAAAAUGUUUGUCAAACUUUAUUUACAUUUCUUUAAUUUCAGAACUGAAUCAAUCAAUCAAUCAGUUUAUUGAAACGUCAUCAAAACAUCAAUAAACUUAAUAAACCAAUUAAAAUGAACUUUAUUUGGAUCAGAUGAUCUAUUUUAUAGUCGAUCCUCACCUCAGAUCAGCUGGUUCUGUUCUGGUUCUUCUGAAAGGUUCUGGUCUUCAAUUAGUCCAGGAUUUUGGAGGCUUCAGUUUUUCUUCUUCUCUCUUAAAGCAGGUUAAGUUAUAGUGUGUGUGUGUGGGUGUGUGUGUGGGGGGGGGGGGGGGGGGGGUGUAGGUGUGUGUGUGUGUGGCGGGGGGUUGCGGGGAGGAGCGGGUCUGUGCGUGUCGCUCGCGUGGCUCUGCUCCUCCUCUGAUUGGCUGCCGCUGUCCGGCGGCACGCUUCUCCGUGCGGGGCGCUGCGGCGUCAUUAUGCAGAUGAGGCGGUUGGCACGGGGCCGACCUGCCGCUGGGGGGAAACCUGGGGGGGGCGGUCAUUGUCCGGCCCGGUAUAUAAGCGGGCUGAGGCCGGGCGUGUGCCAGGCUCACGAGCUGAUCCAGAGCAGCAGAGGCGCGUGCCAGCAGUCCUGAUCCAGACCCGGUUCUGCUGGGUCGGAACCAACAUUUCCUCAUCCCGCCAGAACUGAACCGAACCGAACCGAGAUGGACUCCGUGUUCUCCGACACCGACACCAGUUGCGACCUGUUCCCGCACACUGACGAUGAGGACAGCGUGCGGGGCGGCAGCAUGCGCGGCGCGUCCCCGCCGCCCGACCAGCCGCCGCCGCAGCAGCAGAAGAAGCGGCGGCGCGGCCGCGGCCGCAGCGACGCCAGCGCGCAGGUGGUGAAGAAGAGCAGGCGGCUGAAGGCCAACGACCGGGAGCGGAACCGCAUGCACAACCUGAACGACGCGCUGGACGCGCUGCGGGGCGUCCUGCCCGCAUUCCCGGACGAGACUAAACUCACCAAGAUCGAGACUCUGCGCUUUGCGCACAACUACAUCUGGGCUCUGUCCGAAACCAUCCGCAUCGCGGACCUGCAGGCGGGCCGCGGCGGGGAGCCGCCCCCGCUGCGGCCCGCCCCCAGCCCGGCCAGCGACGGCAGCGCCGGCCGCUGCUGGAGCUCCGGCGGCUCCUCGUCCUCCUCCUCCCCGACCUACUGCGCCUCCAGCCCGGGCAGCCCCGCCGCGCCGGACGACCUGCUGCCGCGGGACGCGCUGUUCGGCUUCCGUAGCUUCGCUACGGGCAUCUACUGAGGACACCUGGACACACCUGGAGACAGACCUGUCCCGCAGCGGAACCGCAGUUUGCCUUACUGAACUGAACUGGAUGAGAAGAACGUUCUUCCUCAUUUAUUUGUGUCUCAGUUUGUGUUUUACUCUAAAUAUCUUUGCACUUUCCCCCUUUAACCCCUCAGCAGUGAGCAGGUUCAGUCAGGCCGCCUCCUCCUCCUCCUCCUCCUCCUCCUCGAGGUGAAGAGUCAACUUUAUAAUUAGUAAAGCGCUGAAGCAGAAAACUGAGCGUGGAAAUCCAGUUUCUUCGCUCUGACAAAAGCUGAAAGGACCUGCCCCUCCCCCACCUGUUGUUUCUAUUUAUUUGCUUUCGUCACAUCAAAACUUGUAUUUUGUACAUAAACAGAUUUUUAUUCUA